Messenger RNA from Laetiporus sulphureus 93-53, 761 nucleotides. RefSeq names its product phosphatases II. The transcript has 2 exons. Gene Ontology annotation, biological process: negative regulation of MAPK cascade; protein dephosphorylation. Bases 102 to 623 code for a protein of 173 amino acids. Lineage: Eukaryota; Fungi; Basidiomycota; Agaricomycetes; Polyporales; Laetiporaceae. Gene Ontology annotation, cellular component: cytoplasm. The record is from RefSeq and is a predicted model, not a curated record. Gene Ontology annotation, molecular function: protein tyrosine/threonine phosphatase activity; MAP kinase tyrosine/serine/threonine phosphatase activity.
GUGAGCGUUCACAUAUCUCUCAGUCCUGACUGAUUGUGGCGUAGCGUUUCAAGUUGAAACCGCAACGUAACAAUCCAAGCUCAAGCUUCACGACAUUCCUUAUGGCCCCAAAGUCGAAAGCGACAAAGCAGGGAGAUGCAGCGAGCCUCAUUUACCCUCCAUUUCUCUACCUAGGUCCCCGCACGUCCAGCUCAGCCGCAUUUAUCACCGCUCAUGGCAUCACGCACGUCCUUAGCAUCGGCUCUACCCCGACAGCGAAGGUGGCGUCCGUCUCGUACCACCGUCUGCCGCUGACAGACAGCCCAACCGCAUCCAUCGACAAGAUUAUCGGGCUGGCGAGCGCCGUCAUCGACUCAGCGAGAGCGGGCAAAAUCCUCGUGCAUUGCUCGGCGGCGGUAUCCCGCUCGCCGACGGUCGUCGCUGCGUAUUUGAUGACAAGGUGUGGGCUGUCGCUGAAGGACGCGCUGGGAUUGAUUGUCAAGGCGAGGCCGGCUGUGUGUCCGAAUGAGGGAUUCUUGUCGCAGCUGAAGGAGCUCGAGAUGGAGCUUCGUGGAGAAUGCUCGCUGGACGUGGAUAUAUUGCCUGGCAAGAAGGAAGAUCGAUUGGCUCUGUUUAACUCAUGAGGUCCUACGGGCACCGCAGGCCGUAUCUCUCUAGACGUCUCCCUGCAGAUUGCUCGCACAAGUUGAUCCGACAUAUCCCGCGGGCGACAGACCACGGUCCGGGAGCAUACCACCAGGAACGAUGCCCUGCCGUGAAUG